CCCACGCGGUUCUGUUGUCGGGCAUGGAGGCGGCUGAAUCCGCUGGGGUUGCGGGUUCUUCCCCGGGGCUGGCGGUCUGCGGGGACCUGAUGGUGGUCACCGGUGGAGCCAAGCUCUUGGCGGCCCUUUACAAAGAGCCUGGGAAUGAUGAUAUUUUCAUUUAUGACUGUUCCACAGCAAGAGAGAAGCUUCAACAGAAUCAAGGAGAUGACGGAAAGUCAGCGGGUGAAGCAAGUAACAAUAUCCUUGCCUGCACAUUUUCUUCAUCGGGAACCUACUUUGCUCUGACCGAUGACAACAAACGACUGAUCCUUUUUCGUACGAAACCGUCUUGGGAAUGUCUGAGUGUAAGGUCUGUCAUUAGAAGAUGUACUUCCCUGAUUAUAACAGCGGCAGAAGAUAAGAUACUGGUUGCUGACAAAUCAGGUGAUGUCUAUUCGUACUCAACAACAGAACCUGAAAAUGCAGGAACAAUUGAACUUGGUCACUUGUCUCUUCUGUUGGAUGUGGCGCUGAGUCCCGAUGACCAGUAUAUCCUAACCGCUGACCGUGAUGAGAAGAUACGAGUUAGUUUGACUAGAGCACCACAUAACAUUGUGUCCUUCUGCCUGGGACACAGAGAAUUUGUCAGCAAAAUAUUUGUAAUACCAAACUAUCCAGAACUUCUCUUAUCAGCUUCUGGGGACUGUACAUUGAGGCUCUGGGAAUACAAAAGUGGGAAGGAAGUGCACUGCUGUCAUCUGAAUAGUUUGAGUACAUCUGAGGCUCCCCCAAAUGAGAAGAAAUAUGCAGUCUCCAGGACAGCCUAUUGUUGUGAAGGAAAUUACAUUGCCGUUUUAUAUGACUGUCUUCCCACAGUAUCCAUCUUCCAGUUUGACCCUGAGGCUCAAAAACUCAUUCACAAACAGAACAUCCCCUUGAUCUGCAAAGGCUGGGCCAUUGCAUUUGAGGAAAUGGGGGGCCUCUGGAUUCUGCAGGAGGACAUGCAAACACCUCUUCUGUUCUAUCAACCUGUGAAUGGACAGUGGCAGUCUUCUACUGAAGAGAGAGGGUUGAUUAAAAUGUCAAAGUGCAUCCGUGACAACUGGGCAGCGUUUGAAGACUCCGUUGGCAAAGAAAGUUGCUACCAAAAUCUCUACAAGGCUUCUUUUGAUAACAUGGCUGUUUACCUCCAAAAGAAAGAAGAGAGACUUCAGCAGUGGAAGAGUAAGAGAAAGGACCCGCAGCAUGAAUCAAAUGGGCAGACAAAAAAGCUCAAAACAUGAGCAGCAUCCUUGCUCAGUGCAAAAUUUGGUUGUGACUUGCAGAGCAUUGGAAGAAGCUGGUUUGAGAACUACUGAAUCACAUGGUACACUGAAUGAAGAACAAGCUGACUUGAUAUUUUCCACAAAGUGCAAAUAUUAACACGACUAGCCUUAUUAUGGUGACACUUCCUUAUCUUGUCAGUGAUAAAUAGGUCCUCUGCAAACUC
Molecule: messenger RNA, 1471 nt
Organism: Lacerta agilis (Sand lizard)
Lineage: Eukaryota; Metazoa; Chordata; Lepidosauria; Squamata; Lacertidae
Gene: WDR4
Product: WD repeat domain 4
Exons: 11
Coding region: 24-1265 (413 amino acids)
Biological process (GO): RNA (guanine-N7)-methylation
Cellular component (GO): nucleus; cytosol; tRNA methyltransferase complex
Molecular function (GO): tRNA (guanine(46)-N7)-methyltransferase activity; protein binding
Source: RefSeq, a predicted model, not a curated record